GCAAUGUACUGUAUGAUGUAGAUGUUGUGUGGACGGAGACGCCUUCACAUAAACCAAACCCACACCUUCAGAUUCAUCCAGUGGUUGGUGUCGCGGGACGAAGGAUGAUCGCGUCCUGCUCUGACAGCAUCAGCACCACCACCACCAGCAUCAUCAGCGCUCGUCACAGCACGCGCGCGUCUUCCUCAUUCACUGAUGCGAUGCGCGCUCGCUCGCCGCGUCUCCGUUAAACAGCGCCGUUUGUCAUCCGAGCAGACGCGCCCGGUACCGGAUUGUCUCUCGAGAGGAUGUACUGUACCACCGGUGGAUAACGGCGGCGAUUGUUUACCGGGGCCCUUCCGUGAGAGACAGACAAGGACGGAGAGGAUAGACGCGGAUUUUUGGCUGGAUGUUUACGAUUGACACUUGUAAGGAUUUUGCCGUACGUAUGGAGCCAUGCGGAGCGACUGUCAGGUUUUAUAGGAUGUUGAAUAUGUAAAGCACCAGACUGUGGGGACGCCCUCCAGGGCUGUAGUCUCUCUCCAGCUGGGAUCAUGUUCUAGACCGGACCCGCACAGCAACCAUGCAAGGCUUAGGGGCCAACCGUAGCCGACAUCUCUCAGAUACCUGUGACCCCACCGCAGGUCCCCAGGAGCCUUUAUGUCCCCCAGACCCUCACGCUACCUACCUCCUGAGCCCCACCAUCAAUCAUUAUGGCACUCUAGAUCCUCACAUUCACCACUUCUCCGUUUCUUCUCCCACCACACUGCAGUCUGACUGCCUGCUGCCCCUAAAUAACCAGCUAACCAACAGCAGCACCUUCCCACGUCUCCACUACAGCAGCCAGACAGAUCAGAGCGAAUACACGCAGGGCUGUGUGGGUCAGACAGGCAGUCGAGCUGGCACCCUCACCUCUUCUAUGUCCAUGGGUCUGGGCCUCGGGUUGGGCGCCCCCGCCAUGAUCUCCAGCGGCACGGCCACCAUUUCCUCCGCAGCCGCCGCUAAGAUGAACCGGCUCCCGGCCAACCUCCUGGACCAACUGGAGCGCCACCUGCCACUCCAGCGAGACGGUUUCAGCACGCUGCAGUUUCACCGACGCAGCCGCGGUUCCAAGCAGCGCAGCGAGAGUCCCAGUCGCAUCCGCAACCUGGUGCAGUCCGUCCAGAAGCUCUUCGCCAAGUCGCAGUCCCUAGAGGUGUCAGCGGCCAAAGGGAACAUGGCCGUGGGUCAGCCUGGAGACGGCGCCAAGGCGACACGACGAAGCAAGAGCAAAGACCGGGCCAAGACAGAGGGCACCAAACGGCGACCUCGACCCAACCUCUCAGGGUUCUGGAGCUCAGAUGAUGCUUUGGAGGACGAGUCCACGAGUCAGCCCGCUGCCGGCCCGUUAGCGGUGGCGUAUCGAAACCCGUUGAGCAUGAUGUCGCUGGGCAGGGCCGUGUCGGACAGUCAGGCGGCACCCAAACCGCACCCGCAGGGCUACAACACCAUCGCAGCUCAUACCCUUAAAUCUUCAAACAGCAGUGGAGAUCUGAAGCCUCAAAUGGGACAGGCCGCCUCUGGGCACAGCGUGCUGGUAAAGAGAGGAUCCUGGUCCACGCUGACUCUCAGUCAGGCUAGACAGGUGCUUCAGAAGGGCUCUGCCACUGUCAAUCGCACCUUGCUCAAAUCCAAGUCGUGCCAUGGACAAGAAAUGACCUGCAACUUCCUACAGGUGCCUGCAGGUGAGUGGAGUGGGACGCUGGGUAAGGGUGAAGGGUCAAGCGAGAUCCCGUGCAGAAGGAUGCGCAGUGGCAGUUAUGUGAAAGCCAUGGGUGACACCGAGGAGAGCGAGGACUCAGAUGGACCUCCAUCACCUAAACCAUCACCGAAAAGCGCAGCCAGACGGCAGAGUUACCUGAAAGCCACCCAACAGUCUCUGAGCGAACAGCAGCCACCUCUACCACCUCGCAAACAAAGCCGUUGUUCUUUCAUGCGGGAGCAGUUUGGUGUGGUCUGGUUUCCUCUGCAGAGCGCCAGCUCAGUGCCACACCUGCACAGCUGUAUGCCGUCUCUAUGCGAGGUAUCCACCAAUCGGAGCCUGGACAACCUGGAUUGUUUGAUGACAUCACGAGAAGUCGGGCUGCAGGACUGGGACACCGAUCGUGGGUUCAGUCAGGGCUGUGUGAGUCUGGGGCGAGGGUCCACCAUGAACCAGGUGGAUCCGGGUUACGGCAGCGCAGCUUACGGACAGCUGGACUCUCAAGCAGUGGAGGCCUUAGAUCUUCCCAAACCCACCUGCUUUCGCUCACGAAGCCACAGUUACCUGCGGGCCAUCCAGGCCGGGUGCUCCCAGGACGAUUCAGACGAGACUCCGCCCACAACUAUGACCAUCGGUAGCUAUAAGAACAGCACCAAGUCCUCGUGUACAGCUCUCUGUAAGAAGACUCCUCCCCCUAUACCUCCUCGCAUCGCUUCUAAACCCUACAUCGCCGUCACGGUCCAGAGCAGCACCGAAUCCGCUCAGGACACCUACCUGGACAGCCAGGAACAACGCAGCGAGGUUAACAGCCAAUCCGGACGCAGCAAUUCUUCUGACAGCAUCGCCAGCUCGUGGACAGGAAGUUUGGUCAAGGGCGCCAAGCGCCCGUCCAUUCUGCCGCCUAUUCCUGCCCCGCGGGAGCCCGUACCCCUGCCCAGCGCCAGAGUGACCACCCCACCUCCUGCGAUCGUUCUGCCCUCUCCCGCCCCGGAUGCCAAAAAUGACUCUGUGAGUCUCACGGUGGCACCGUACGAACCGCAAGCUCAGCCCAAGAGAAAAUUGUCAUCUAUUGGUAUUCAGGUGGAUUGUGUUCAGCCCGCUCUGAAAGAGGAACAAACUCCCACCACCAGAUUUCAGUCCAUUGGUGUUCAGGUUGAGGACGGCAGGCCGCUCAGUCGCUACACUAGUAUGGCAUCUAGACAGGAGACUGAGACUGAAGCUCAGGAUCAGUCUGACGGUAAACUUUCUGUAAACAAGACACCAAAUCAAUCGCUGGACGGUAGCACCCACAACAAACCCACAAGACCGGACAUGAUGCGCUGCAGUACUGCCUCGCUGCAGGAGAAACUGGACCCGGCGCUGGAUCCGUCUUCACUGCCUCCACCCGACCCCUCCCUACAGGCCGGUACAGGGAACGUAAACGGAUCCGCGGAGCAACCCGGUGGCGUGGCCUGCCUCAGGGACGGACAGUGGUUCCAGAAACUUCUUCAAGCCGAGACGGAUCGCAUGGAGGCCUGGUGUCAACAGAUGGACCAAGAGACCAAAGACAAACAACUGUCAGAAGAGGUUUUGGGGAAAGUUCGCAGCGCAGUCGGCUGUGCUCAGCUCCUUAUGGCUCAAAAGUUCAAGCAGUUUCUGGGACUUUGCGAGCAGAAUCUGGAUGCAAACGCUCAGCCGCGGCCCACCGCACAGGAUCUGGCCGGGUUUUGGGAUCUACUGCAGCUCUCCAUUGAAGACAUCAGCAUGAAGUUUGACGAACUCCACCUCCUCAGGUCCAACGACUGGAAGAUAUCUGAGAUCCAGGACAAAAAGGAGGAGAAGAAAGCCGCUUCCGCACACACACCAAAGAAAACGGUGAAGGUGAAGACCAACAGCGGGAAGGAAAAGAGCAGCGAUUCUGACAAGCAGCGACAGGAAGCCAGAAAACGUCUGAUGGCGGCGAAGCGAGCGGUCUCGGAGCGCCAGAACUCGGCCACGGAGAGCGCAGAGAGCAUCGAGAUUUACGUUCCCGAGGCACAGACGCGACUCUAAGCGACUACGAAAUAAAACACUCACACCUUGUGCACCUCUGAAUACGUCUCCCUACGAAGAAACGCUCUUCCUUGCACGGACACUCGAACCCCGGCGUACCGGCAUCGGAUCUGCGUGACGUGCAAAAGUGCAGAAAACGUUGAGCAAAAAAUACGGAUUAACUCGAAUGAAAUUUGAACGCUACUGCGUCGUGGUCGCUGCCGCAGAAGAACCUCCCCCUGACAUUUGUUUCUAUUGUUAACCUUGUUAAAAUGCUAAAUGUUAUAAAAGUGAAUUAUCUCAUGGAUUAUAUCAAGACUUUGUCUGUAAAUUGUGAUAAUAUCUCUGAUGAAAAGACUUCGACCCUUUACACGCGUCACACGAGCCGCUUCACACGAUCACCGAACCUUCACCGAUUCUCUUCAUGGUUAUUUUGAGUGGGUUGUACAGCAUGCACUCAGGACCCUGCACGUGUGCACUUGUUUUUCAUCAGCACAGUCUUCCUGCUCUCACAAACGCACGUUUGGUUUUCUUUUCGUUGAAUUUGCUUCUGCUUUCCGCUGCCGUAUGGAGUGUGUUCGUUGGAAGCAAGAGUAGUAACUCAAGACGCGUCUGAAUGACGAAUGAUUUUUAGCAAGCAGACGAUCUGAGCUCCUGAAGCUCUGCGGUAGAUGUUAGGACGGUACAGCAGAUAGUUGAUAUUUACUAAAGCAAAUCAUCUGAAGACGUGAAUAGCACAGAUUCCAGUUCUUAAUUUUGUCCAAUUAGUUUAUUAAAUGCUUUCGAUCAACACUAUCACUCCAGUAAACGCACCGCUUGUUUUGCUCUUCACAAAACUGCACAUAGAAAAUGUCAAACACUCUUUCUGUUUCGUCGAUUUGUGUCUUUUUAUUUUUGUAGGAUUUAAACGACCAAUUAGAUUUGUUUUUAUGAUAAAUGUUUUAGAAAUUCAUGAAUGAUUAUUGUACUUUAGUUUUGUAAUAUUAUUGUUAUUAAUUUUAUUAUUAUUAUAUUAUUUUUAAGUUGUUUUUUUUGUGGUCCAGUCAUUCCAUGUGGUAAACGCUUGUGUCCGCGGUUAGAUGAUUUCCAGUCGGUUCAAGCGAUGAGAGUAAAACCGUCUUUGUGUGACCAAUCCGAGCUCAUCACUUGUGAUGAAGGAUUUCUUUUAUUUACUGAUAUUAAAAACAUCCUUUACUCAGAACUUGUUGGUAUGGUUUGGAGAAAUUUCCUGUAUACAGAGUAAUGUUUAACUCAUUCCCCGGCCCGCUAGUCUUUUUCUUUAAUUGCCCGCUACCAUUUUUUGUGAUUUUCUAAAAAUUUUCAUUCCAGGAAAAUUUUCUUUUAUAAAUAUUUAAACAUACAAAUAUAUGAAAAGAAAGAACAGACCAUCUGCUUUCAAACAAACAAAAUGGGGGGGAAAACCUUAAUUUGUUUUCUUUUUAUAACUUCUUAGAUAUGCAUAGGUUUCUUCAAAAAUACCUAAUUUUAUUAGCAAAACGCUGAAAUAAUUUUAUUUUUGUAGAGGACUUUUGUUAGAGAUCAGUUUCAGAACGAUUAUCAAAACAUACAUGGAGUUUAAAAUGAAUUAAAUUAGUUUUUGAGUCAGUUUUUUAUAAAUUUGGUAACAGCACUAUCUAGUGGAUAAUAGCAGAAUUACAGAUUACUGUAAAAACUCGUCAGAAAAACGUCAUUGGCAGGAAAAUGUUUAUUCUUAAUUGACAAAAUAUCUCGUCAAUGGCGGGGAAAGAGUUAAAUAUGUCACAGUCUUGAAAAAAAAUCUGACCUUUAGUUGUCUCUGCACUUUUAACAUCAUUAAUGAAACGCUGCACUUUUAGGAGCUGAAAGAGUCACUCGUGCUUUUAUUGCUUUCUGUUGCGUGUGUUUGUGAAGGCCGUAAAGUUUCCCCUUUGACAUGUUAUGAUUCGGAAGCCCAAACUGGUAGGCUAUAAACUUCACGGUGAACACUAACCAGAAGUUGAGCUGAAGUUUGGGAAAGAGCCAAAAGUCUUGUGCAUUGCAUCUGAUAACUUUGCUGUUUCUAGAUCAGCUAGUUACAGGUCUGAUCAGAUUGGAUAGUCUUUGUUUAGCAGUAAAAUGAUAAUUGCAAUAAACUAGAUAGUCACUAUGGCUAACUUUUGUUCCCAGCUCAGCUUGUAGGACAUUGGGUUAGCAGUCCAAAGGUUGUGGGUUCAAUUCCUGGGAACACACGUACAAAUUUUAGUGCUGGGGAAAGAUUAAUCGCGAUUAAUCGCAUACAAAAUAAAAGUGCAUUUUUGCAGAAUAUGUGUCUGUGUUGUGUAAUAAUUAAGUAUUUUUAAACACAAACACAUACAUAUAUAUAUUUCAGAACAUUUUUAUUUAUAUAUCCAUUUUUUGUUUAUAUAUAAUAUAAAUAAAUUAGUGCUGGGAAAAGAUUAAUCGCGAUUAAUUGCAUUAAAAAUAAAUGUGAAUUUUUUUGCAUAGUAUGUGUGUGUGUGUACUGAGUGUAAUUAUUAUGUAUGUUUAACCACACACACAUACAUAUAGUCAUUUCAGAUUUUUUAACUUAUAUAUAUACUUUUUUAAUUUAUAUAUAAUAUAGAAUAUAUAAAAAUAAAUAAAUAUAUAUACACAUGUUAAUGUUUCUUAAAUACAUACAUGAAUGUGUGUGUAUUUAUAUAUACAUAAUAAUUACACACAGCACACACUCAUAUAUUAUGCAAAAUAAAUUACUUUUAUUUUGAUUGCGAUUAAUCGUGAUUAUUCUUUUUCCAGCACUAAAAUAAAUAUAUAAAGACAAGUAAAUGUUUCUUAAAUGCAUACAUGAAUGUGUGUGUAUUUAUAUAUACAAAAUAAUUAUACACAGCACACACUCAUAUCUUAUGCAAAAAAAAUCACUUUUAUUUUGUAUGCGAUUAAUCGCGAUUAAUCUUUGCCCAGCACCAAGUUUGCUUAAUACACUUUGGUUAAAAGCAUCUGCCAAAUGUGUGAACAAGCAGUAAAUAUUUUUUCCCAGGAAUAUUUUGACACGAUUAUUAAGCAUCAGUUUUCUUUUCUUUAUAGAAGGGAUCACCAUGAGUCUAGAUGUGCAAAAAUUCAAAAGAAGUUUGAAUCAAAGCUGAAGUGAGUCAGAACUUCAUACACCAAAACUGAGUCACUACAGGGUUUUUUAGUGCAUAGAUAUAAGCAAAUAAAAUAUCUCUAUAUAUGGAAAAUGUCAGUAAAGGUAUAUUCCGUAUGUAAGAUUUCCCAAAGUCUCAUCUAGAUUGAUUCAUUUUUGUGUUUUGUCAUUGUUGUACUGUAGCUAAGAGAAAGUGAAUCUGUGCAGAGAUCCGAGCUUUUUCCAGCUAAUCAAAAUAUCCGGACCAAUCACGGCUCAGAACGCUGAAUGUUUAGACUCAAAGUUUUACCACUCGACUCAGCAAUAAUGUUAUAAUACAAAGUAAAAGCAGGUGACGUCACGUGUUGAGCAAAAAUACUGUAGUGUGAAGAAUCGCUUGUAAAUCAUGUUUGUACAUCUUCAUCUGUUUGUGCCAGACGUCCCGAUUUACGCGACGAGUGCUUUUUUUAACGAAUACUAAUACUCAGCACAAGUUUCUAAAUUCUGCAUGUGCAGCAAUAUCUCCCCUACCAAAUCUUACAGCCUUUAUUCCUGUGGAAAGACUGAGUACUCGCAUCACUUUCCAUUGAGUAUCUAUAAACUCCAGACCAUCAAACGCAAAUAGGGCUACACUGGACUGACGGACAGUCACCGCAGGACUUUUAAUGGACUCUUAACUGCCUUUGUGUCUGCUGUAACUAACCAAUGAUGUUUCUCAGACCGGAUGGAGAGGGCUGAUACAGGUGUCAUCAUCUUCCUCUGUUUAAAUCAUAUGUAAGGGGAUUAUUGCCUGUUUGUGAACCCCACAUUUAAAUUCUGCCAUUAUUUACUCACCCUAUAUGUCAUUUUAAACUUGUAUAUGUUGAUCUUCCAUGAAACACAAAAUGACUUUGUGAGUUUGGAGAGGGUGAGUAAAUGAAAGAUGAUUUAAUUUUGGGUCAAUUUUUUUUUUUAACACCACGUGUAACUAAAAAAGAGCUGGUUUGGUACUGAUAUGGGAAUUUGAUCUGUAUUCAGGUGGUCCAGUUUUGUUUUUCGAGAGAGUCUUAAUAUCUGAAUACUUAAAUUGAAUAUGCAUACAGACCCAAAUCUUAUUCUUCAGAGUCCAGAGAAACAUAGAUUUGCUAUAGAUAUUGUUCAUGGUUAUUAUUUUUCAAAACUCGCGUUUUAAAGUAAUAUAGAUGCAUACAAUGUUACACUCUGUAGAUUGUAGGAUUGUUGUGGAAAUAUUUCUUUUACAAUAAAAAAGCUUUAUUUAACAAGA
This is a messenger RNA of Paramisgurnus dabryanus, 8073 nucleotides long. RefSeq names its product discs, large (Drosophila) homolog-associated protein 4a (gene dlgap4a). Gene Ontology annotation, cellular component: postsynaptic specialization; glutamatergic synapse. NCBI's taxonomy places the organism in Eukaryota, Metazoa, Chordata, Actinopteri, Cypriniformes, Cobitidae. Gene Ontology annotation, molecular function: molecular adaptor activity. The record is from RefSeq and is a predicted model, not a curated record. Gene Ontology annotation, biological process: signaling.